This is a messenger RNA of Rotaria sordida, 729 nucleotides long. Lineage: Eukaryota; Metazoa; Rotifera; Eurotatoria; Philodinida; Philodinidae. The record is from the annotation of a GenBank genome assembly.
AUGUUACCACCAUCUUCAUUAUCAUCAAAUAUUGGAGAAGAAUUAAUUACAACAGAUUUUAUUAGAAGUAAACCAUUGUCAACAUCUCUUCGAAAACAAUUUCAAAUUGCUUAUGUUGAAAAAUCAAAUCGUGCUCAAGAAUUUCAUUAUUGUCUUUCAUCAUGUUUUGUGGAUAAACCAAUGGAUCCAGAAGAUUUAUUGAUGAUUCAAGAUAUUGAUGAAUAUCUCAAUGUGAGAAAAUCAGAUGUAAUAUUUAAGUAUUAUUAUAAAUAUGAUCUAUUUCAUUUUAAUGAGAUUCGUUAUGGUUAUGUCCUAGAUACAGAUAACGAAAUGCUCAAUCGUUCAUUACGUACCACUAAUUUAUGGCGUAAGCCACAUCGCUAUCUUGGUGAAUACGAGGAAAAAGAUUUACAAGAUUUGUUUAAAUGCAAAUCCUAUGAUGGUUGGCCAGCAUGUGAGGAAGGUAAUGGUAAAGAAAUGAUUCGUGUUGGAACCAUUCAAUCAUUGUCUGUCCAUUUUCACACCAGUAAAUUUCAGCCAAAUCGAAGAUUCUAUGUGGAUAUGAAGGAAAUUCGUCUAAAUCAUUAUAUAAUGAGAACUAAAGAAGAUGCUAUACAAUCUGCUAAAAAAUGGGAUAAACUUGGAUCACGUCUUGGUCAAAUGGCUGUAAAUCAAUGGUUUCGAAUGAUAUUCGACGAUUCAAUUACAGAAUCAAAAAGACUUAUUUGA